AUGCAUCCUCCAAGAGCUCCACAUGGGGCCCUUGAUACGAAAGGGAAAGUGGCAGCCAGGCCCUUCUCUGGGCCAUGGAAAGUCUCUGAUCCAACUGUGUUCCAAAUGACCUUGGUCGCUGCUCUGUUGGCAACUGUUCUUGGCAAUUGUGGUCCUCCACCUUAUUUACCGUUUGCUUCUCCGAGAAAUAAGUUGCAUGACACAGACUUCAAAACUGGAACUAAACUGAAAUACACCUGCCAUCCUGGCUAUAGUAUAAUCGGUUCAACUUCAGUUACUUGUAAUGACAGAGGCUCAUGGGACUAUAGUGCUUUCUGUGCUAAGAAACAAUGCAGAAACCUAGGAGAUUUACCCAAUGGGAAAGUGGAAGUUAAGACAGAUAUUCUUUUUGGUUCAACGAUAGAAUUCAGCUGCUCAGAGGGUUAUAUCUUAGUUGGCUCAACCACUAGUCAUUGUGAGAUCCAGGAUAAAGGAGUUGGCUGGAGUGAUCCUCUCCCUCAAUGUAUAAUUACCAAGUGUGAGACUCCUCCAGCCAUCAGCAAUGGGAAGCACAACGGUGGAGAUGAAGACCUCUACACGUAUGGUUCUUCUGUCACCUACAGCUGUGACCCUGGCUUCUCAAUGUUAGGCAAAGCCUCCAUUUCUUGCACAGUGGAAAAUAAGACAAUAGGUGUCUGGAAUCCAAGCCCUCCUACUUGUAAAAAUGUUGUCUGUCAUCGACCACAAGUUCCAAAUGGAAUCAUUGACUCUGGGUUUGGACCCAUCUAUAACUACAGAGACUCUAUUGUGUUUAGCUGCAAGAAAGGUUAUAUCCUCAAUGGCAGCCGUUUAAUCCAUUGUGAAGCUAAUAAUGAGUGGCAUCCUUCUCCUCCCAUUUGUGAACUUAAUAGUUGUAUUGGGUUACCAGACAUUCCCCAUGCUGUCUGGGAUAGAAGAGGCCACAAGCUAAGUAAUGAAGUAGUAUCUGCAGUUGGGACUGAGUUGAAAUAUCAGUGCAAACGUGGCUACAGACCUAUUCCAGAUGAACCUCUGACUGUGACUUGUCAGGAAAAUUUCACAUGGACACCAUCCAAAGGGUGUAAAUAGGUUUGUUGUCCAAUACCAGAGCUGAAACAUGGCAGAAUCACUCAACACAGAAGAAGCAUGAGCAGUAACUUUACUUAUUUCAUUGGAGAUGUGGUUUCAUAUAUAUGUUGUGAGAAACAUACAUCUCAGGCUACAUGCAUGGCAGAUGGCAGGUGGAGUACCCAAUCACCAGAAUGUAGCCCAGAUUGCGAUUCUCCUCCUGCUGUUGCCCAUGGACAUCAUACACUAGAUUCUUCAAUCUUUGCACUUAAACCUAGUAGUGCUACAUAUGGAUGUGAUGAAGGGUACACCCUGGUUGGAAAGAACAAACUCUCCUGCACUUCUGCAGGCUGGUCACCUGCAGCCCCUCAAUGUAAAGCUUUGUGUCUGAAACCAGACAUAGAACAUGGAAGAUUAUCUGUGGAUAAGGAUAGAUAUGUUGAACUUGAAAAGGUCACCGUCCAGUGUGACUCUGGCUAUGGUUUGGUUGGUUCCCAAAGUGUCACUUGCUCAGAGGACAGAACCUGGUACCCGGAGGUGCCCAAGUGUGAGUGGGUGUAUCCUGAAGGCUGUGAGCAAGUGGUCAAAGGCAAGAAACUCAUGCAGUGUCUCUCAAGCCCAGAGGAGGUGAAAUUGGUCCUGGAGGUGUACAAACUGUACCUGGAGAUUCAACAACUGGAGCUUCAGAUAGAUAAGGCAAAGAGUGCCACUAAGUAGUUUCCCACAAGAGGGAGGAAAUUGUGCCUUGCUUCCUUUAAUCCAAUAUGGAUCACCUCAGUUAAUCACCUUUACCAUCUCAUUUACACCAUCAUUUUGGUGAUAAUUAUCUAGAAAGAUUAAUUUGUUCAUUUUUAGUGCUUGGAGAGUGUAGAAUUAUUAAUCAUUUUCUGACUCAUAUUUCUGCUUUUCUGGACACAGAGUACACAUUUUAUCAAUUAAAAAAUUUAC
Messenger RNA from Hippopotamus amphibius kiboko, 2013 nucleotides. RefSeq names its product C4b-binding protein alpha chain-like. The record is from RefSeq and is a predicted model, not a curated record. The transcript is spliced from 11 exons. Lineage: Eukaryota; Metazoa; Chordata; Mammalia; Artiodactyla; Hippopotamidae. Gene Ontology annotation, biological process: negative regulation of complement activation, classical pathway.